AUGUCCGACCAGGUGCAAGAGCUCCUCAACGUCCCUCGGGAGUUCCUUAGGGAUGGCGUGCAGUUUGUCCACCGCAGCCAGAAGCCCGACAAGCGCGAGUUCAUCAAGAUCAGCCAGGCUGUCGGUACUGGUUUCCUGAUCAUGGGAUUCAUCGGUUACAUUGUCAAGCUGAUCCACAUCCCCGUUAACAACGUCCUCGUCGGUGGCGCGUAA
Aspergillus tubingensis is the source of this 213-nucleotide messenger RNA. RefSeq names its product translocon subunit SSS1. Bases 1 to 213 code for a protein of 70 amino acids. The transcript is spliced from 3 exons. The record is from RefSeq and is a predicted model, not a curated record. Gene Ontology annotation, molecular function: transmembrane protein transporter activity. Lineage: Eukaryota; Fungi; Ascomycota; Eurotiomycetes; Eurotiales; Aspergillaceae. Gene Ontology annotation, biological process: protein targeting; post-translational protein targeting to membrane, translocation. Gene Ontology annotation, cellular component: Ssh1 translocon complex; membrane.